Ornithodoros turicata is the source of this 1102-nucleotide messenger RNA. It is a transcript of the gene Ran, whose product is annotated as GTP-binding nuclear protein Ran. The transcript is spliced from 7 exons. Gene Ontology annotation, molecular function: GTPase activity; GTP binding. Lineage: Eukaryota; Metazoa; Arthropoda; Arachnida; Ixodida; Argasidae. The record is from RefSeq and is a predicted model, not a curated record. Gene Ontology annotation, cellular component: nucleus; cytoplasm. Gene Ontology annotation, biological process: protein import into nucleus; ribosomal subunit export from nucleus. The coding region runs from base 112 to 777 and encodes 221 amino acids.
CUAACCGCCCAUUACCAGAAUCCGGUGCAGUGUAUGUGUGUGAAUGCGUAGGUGAAUCCGGUUGAAUCGGCCUGGAAAUAUCUUGUAAAUCCAGAUCUGAACAAAGACAAAAUGCAGCAGCCAGCGAGUGACCAAGGUGACGGAAUUCCCACAUUUAAGUGUGUGCUGGUCGGAGACGGUGGCACCGGCAAGACCACAUUCGUCAAGCGUCACUUGACUGGAGAGUUCGAAAAGAAAUAUGUUGCAACACUCGGCGUUGAAGUGCAUCCGUUGUUGUUCCACACGAAUCGAGGUCCCAUCCGCUUCAACGUCUGGGACACGGCGGGCCAAGAAAAAUUUGGUGGCCUCCGCGACGGCUACUACAUUCAAGGCCAAUGUGCGAUAGUCAUGUUUGAUGUCACAUCCCGAGUCACCUACAAGAACGUACCCAACUGGCAUCGGGAUCUGGUCAGGGUGUGCGAGAACAUCCCCAUAGUACUCUGCGGCAACAAGGUGGACAUCAAGGACCGCAAGGUCAAGGCAAAGUCUAUUGUUUUUCACCGCAAGAAGAACCUUCAGUACUAUGACAUCAGUGCAAAGAGCAAUUACAACUUCGAGAAACCCUUCCUGUGGCUUGCACGCAAGCUCAUCGGCGACCCCAACCUGGAGUUUGUGGCCAUGCCCGCCCUAGCACCCCCAGAAGUCACGAUGGACCCAGAAUGGCAAGCCAAGCUGGAGAAUGACAUGAAGGAGGCACAGAACACUUCAUUGCCGGACGAAGACGACGACGACCUUUAGCUUCUUUGCUUUCGUUCAAGUUCAAAGUUUCGUACUGCUCUGUACAGAUCACACUAGGAUGGGGAGUGGGGCAUCAGGAAUGCAGAAUAAAAUGCAGUGUACAAGAAAGUGCUUGUUGCUUGUACAAGAAACUUGAUGCUUGUGUUGUUUGGAUGGAAACUUGUAAAAAUUGUAUGCAUGAGUAUUCGGUUAAAGCGCUAAAAGCUGGGGAGGGAAUUUCAAUUGAUGCCCCGUCCCCUUCUCCGGUAAAGAGUGUUGUGCGUUUUAACUUUUUUUUUAUGCUUGUUGAGACUCAUGAUUGACGAAUAAAAGUCAUCAGACCAUG